CAGGGCGGCAGCAUGGAGGCUAUUCGGCUCUCCGAUUGGCCGCAUCCGCCGUCAAUCACCUCCCCUUUUGAUUGCUCGGCAGCACCUCCCACAGACGCACAGCGGCAGCGCAGCUUCAACCGACAAUGAUAUUCAAGGCACUUGCGGCUCGUCUGCAGCGAUAGGAGGAAAAGGGGAGAGAAAGAGAGAACCUCACCUCCUCAAGCGGCGAGUGAGAUUUCGACAUGUCAUCGUCCGGUAAAGACAACAGCGGUGCCCAACAUGCCAAUUACGUGGGACCUUACCGUUUGGAGAAGACGCUCGGGAAAGGACAGACAGGGUUGGUCAAGCUUGGAGUCCACUGUGUAACAUGCCAGAAAGUCGCCAUAAAGAUUGUCAACCGUGAGAAACUCAGUGAGUCAGUACUAAUGAAGGUGGAGCGAGAAAUAGCUAUUCUGAAGCUCAUAGAACACCCACACGUUUUAAAGCUACAUGACGUCUACGAAAAUAAAAAAUACUUGUAUCUUGUGCUAGAACAUGUGUCUGGUGGUGAGCUGUUUGACUACUUGGUGAAGAAAGGCAGGUUAACGCCUAAAGAGGCCAGGAAAUUCUUCAGACAGAUCAUGUCAGCCCUGGAUUUUUGCCACAGUCAUUCCAUAUGCCACAGGGAUCUGAAGCCAGAGAACCUGUUGCUAGAUGAAAAGAACAACAUCAGGAUAGCAGACUUUGGCAUGGCUUCCCUUCAGGUUGGAGACAGUCUGCUGGAAACCAGCUGUGGAUCUCCACACUAUGCCUGUCCAGAGGUCAUCAGGGGAGAGAAGUAUGACGGGAGGAAAGCAGACGUCUGGAGCUGUGGGGUCAUUCUUUUUGCCCUGUUGGUGGGCGCCCUGCCGUUUGAUGAUGACAACCUGAGGAAUCUUCUGGAGAAGGUGAAGUUGGGAGUGUUUCACAUGCCACACUUCAUCCCUCCAGACUGUCAGAACCUUCUCCGCGGCAUGAUCGAAGUGGAUGCUACCAAAAGACUAACGUUAGAACAGAUCCAGAAGCACACAUGGUACAUAGGGGGGAAGAACGAACCAGAGCCAGAGCAGCCUGUGCCCAGGAAGGUGACCAUCCGCAGCCUGCCCUCUGCGGACGAUAUCGACCCAGACGUGCUGGACAGCAUGCACUCCCUGGGCUGCUUCAGAGACAAAAACAAACUACUGAAAGACCUGCUCUCGGAUGAUGACAACCAAGAAAAGAUGAUCUACUUCCUGUUGCUGGAUCGUAAGGAGAGAUACCCAAGUCAGGAGGACCAGAACCUUCCCCCUCGCAAUGAGAUUGAUCCUCCAAGGAAGCGGGUGGACUCUCCCAUGUUGAACCGUCACGGCAAGAGGAGACCGGAGAGGAAGUCCAUGGAGGUCCUCAGUGUUACAGACGGAGGCUCGCCUGUGCCUGCCAGGAGGGCUAUUGACAUGACGCAGCAUGGACAAAGGUCGCGGUCUAUUAGUGGAGCCUCCUCUGGCCUCUCCACCAGCCCCCUCAGCAGCCCACGGGUUACCCCCCACCCCUCCCCACGGGGCAGCCCCCUCCCCACCCCAAAGGGCACCCCAGUGCACACACCCAAGGACAGCCCAGCCGGGACACCCACCCCGACGCCGCCCCCCAGCCCCUCCAUCGGAGGCAUGCCGUGGAGGACACGCCUCAACUCCAUCAAGAACAGCUUCCUGGGCUCACCACGCUUCCACCGCAGGAAACUCCAAGUUCCCACACAAGAGGAGAUGUCCAGCCUCACACCAGAGUCUUCCCCAGAACUUGCCAAAAAAUCCUGGUUCGGUAACUUCAUCAACCUGGAAAAAGAGGAGCAGAUCUUCAUUGUCAUCAAAGACAAGCCUCUCAGCUCCAUCAAGGCGGACAUUGUUCAAGCCUUUCUCUCGAUCCCCAGCCUAAGCCACAGUGUGAUCUCUCAGACCAGCUUUCGAGCAGAGUACAAGUCCACAGCCGGCCCUACGGUCUUCCAGAAGCCGGUCAAAUUUCAGGUGGACAUCACCUACACGGAGAGCACAGCUGCUACUAAGGAGAAUGGCAUCUACUCCGUCACCUUCACCCUGCUCUCAGGACCCAGCCGGCGCUUUAAGCGAGUAGUGGAGACGAUUCAGAGCCAGUUGUUAAGCACACAUGACCAGCCCGGGGUCCAGCAGCUGUCUGACGAGAAGAACGGACAGGUGCCCUACCCCUCUGGCACGCCCUCCAAGCACUGCCCCUCGCCCAUGCACGCCCGGAGGCACGAGCCAGAAAAUAAUGACACCAAAUGCCCCUCAGGCCGAGACAGAGCCAAGUUGUCGGUGGCGUCUGUGGGGACACAGGAGGAGUCUUAAACUGAGACACUGUGUAGUCGAGCCAGUGCUAAAAACCCAUCCCAGUAUCACUAUAAGCCAGCGGCGCAGAGAGAAUAUUCUAUCUGUACAUAGCUAGAUGUAUAUAAUAAUCAUUUAUGGACUUUUUUUGUAUAAAUGACUUUAUAUAUAGAUAGAAAUAUAUUGAGAGAAUCAAAGUGGUAUUUUACAAACAGCAUACUGCACCUACAUUACAAACACAUUCCUGUCCUUCCAUUCCCCUUGUCAUCACCCCAUAGUGUCCACCAUUAUCAUCCACCCCUCUACCCCAACACUCAUCGCCUGUGGCCCUGCUGUUUUGUUUUUCUUUUUGUUUUACUUUUUUUUUUGGCUCCCUUUGCUGCUAACCUGUGUGAUGACCUGACUUGUUUCUGAUACCAGGAAUUAUCCAGAAAACCUAUUAAGUCCCUCCUCCUGCUCCCUGCUCCGUUCGCCCUCCCUCGACUGCCCCUCCGCAACCUGCAUCCCCCCGACCACCCGGCCCCACCACCACCACCAGAGUGCGCCGAGAGAGACGGACAUUUGUUGACGGAGGACUGCUUUUAAAGGUGUGCUCAGAAAAGGGUGUUGGUGGUGGUGGUGGUGGUGGUGGAGGGAGAGGGGGUUACCAUGGAAACAGACCCUUCACGCAGACUUCUACCUUCAUCUCCCUCUGCGCCCGCUUUCUACACCUCUGGCAGCCAUCAGUAGAAGUGGCUGAAAAUACCUUUAGUGUUCCCCAAUCUUAGGAAAAAACACACAAACACACACACACGUGCACAACCCAUCCACACGCAUCCCGAGGAAACACGAACGCACACCCCACCCCCUCACAGACCGGCCCCCCUUUUCCCCUCUUUUCGGGUUUAAGGAGCAUUGAUUAAUUGGAAACAAACAAGCAUUUUACAAAAAGACAAAAAAAAAAAACAAAA
This is a messenger RNA of Lates calcarifer (barramundi perch), 3265 nucleotides long. RefSeq names its product BR serine/threonine kinase 2a (gene brsk2a). The transcript has 20 exons. Gene Ontology annotation, cellular component: cytoplasm. Gene Ontology annotation, biological process: microtubule cytoskeleton organization; protein phosphorylation; intracellular signal transduction. The record is from RefSeq and is a predicted model, not a curated record. The coding region runs from base 225 to 2336 and encodes 703 amino acids. Gene Ontology annotation, molecular function: tau-protein kinase activity; ATP binding; protein serine/threonine kinase activity. Lineage: Eukaryota; Metazoa; Chordata; Actinopteri; Centropomidae.